GGACAUGCUAGCUGCCGCCAGAGCGCCGGGGACGGGAGUUAGCUUAGCGUGCUAACUGCAGCAGCGCCGGUCAGGGCGGCUGCUUUGACGGAGAGCAAACAGCGUUUCUGACGGAGUUUGUGGAGGAAAAGUUGGCGUCAUUGUGUGAAAAUGUGUAAAGUCCAGAUGCUGAGAGCGCUGGUGAAGCAGCGACUAACUGCGGCUGCUGAGGAGAUAUUUGGGCUGUUUGAAAGGACGAUAGCAGAGUACGAGGAGGAGCUUCGUCGUUCAAAAGAGGAGAACGAGCGACAGCGGGAGCUGCUGGCCGCUGUUUUCCAGCCUCAGCUUCGGCUGCACAGAGCAGACGUCCAGCAGCUGUCGCUGAGUAGAGAAGAGGUUCCUCCCGAGCAGCAGGAGUGGAGCCCCAGUCUGGACCAGGACCCAGAGCCCCCACACAUUAAAGAGGAACAGGCGGAGCUCUGGAUCAGUCAGGAGGGAGAGCAGCUUCAAGGGCUGGAGGAGGUUGAUAUCACCAAGUUCCCAUUCACUCCUGUCCCUGUGAAGAGUGAAGAAGAUGAAGAGAAACCUCAGUCCUCACAGCUUCAUCAAAGCCAAACUGAACAGAUGGAAACAGGAGCUGAUGGAGAGGACUGUGGAGGACCAGGACCAGCCAGGAACUCCGAUCCAGAUACACAUUUACAACCUGAGACUGAUGACAAUACAUCAGACUCUUCUGAGACCGAACACAGUGAUUGGGAUUGGGAGGAGACCAGAGAACCUCAGUCAGGUUUAAACUCUUUGAAACGUAACAAAGUCUCUAAAAGUGGUUUGAGAUGUAGUACUGGCAAGAAACCACUUAGCUGCUCUGAGUGUGGGAAAAGAUUUGGUUGCAAGGGAAAUCUAAAGAGACACAUUAGAAUACACACAGGAGAGAAACCAUUUAGUUGCUCAGUUUGCUUUAGAGGAUUUGCACAAGCACGCUAUUUGAGUCAACACAUGGCGGUUCACUCAGUGGAGAAAAGAUUCAGCUGCAGUGUUUGUGACAAACGAUUCACUUGGGGUUAUCAACUCAAAAGACACACAUGUGUUGGUCAUCCUGAGACUGAGGACAGUGAAACUCAGUCAGGUUUAAACUCUCAGAAAAAUGAUGAAGUCUCUGUCAGUACUUCGAGACGUAGAACUCGUGAGAAACUAUUCAGCUGCUCUGAGUGUGGGAAAAAAUUUGGCUCCAGGGAAGAUCUGAAGAGACACAUCAGAAUACACACUGGAGAAAAACCCUUCAGCUGUUCAGUUUGUAAGAAACAUUUCACACGGAGUGACCACUUGGUGACACACAUGAGAGUCCACACAGGAGAGAAACCCUUCAGCUGCUCGGUUUGUGGUAAAAAAUUCCCUCGCAAGGAAGACUUAGUUCGUCACAUGAGAUUUCAUUCAGGAGAAAAACCUUUCAGCUGUUCAGAUUGUGGUAAAAGAUUUAGCCAGAAGUCAAAUCUGCAGAGCCAUUUGAAAUGUCAUACAGGAGAAAAACCUUUCAGCUGUUUUUCACGGUGGGAUCAGUUACAGAAACGCGAGACUCCACAAAGGAGAGAAACGGUACGGCUGCAGCACCGCACAGCUUCAGCAGCUCAGCUGGACAGAUGGAAACAGGAGCUGAUGGAGAGGACUAUGGUAGAUGAAAGCAGACAUACGUCACUUUCCUGUCUUCAGAACGACCACGCCCCCUUUUUGGUGACAACAAGCGCUGUAAAAGUGCCAGCGCCAAUUGAAAAAACUAGUAGCGCCAUGCAUAAAAGCUACUGCGCCGCAUUUUGCACAUCAAACAAAAAAAAAAAACAAAAACAACCCCAGUUUACAAUUUAUUUUUCCCCAAAAGAACGAAGAACAAUUUUAGUAGAGAUCUGUGGCUUCAGUGUGUCCUGCAGACGUCCAGCAGCUGUCGCUGAGGAAAGAAGAGGUUCCCCUGAGCAGCAGGACUGGAGCCCCAGUCUGGACCAGGACCCAGAGCCCCCACACAUUAAAGAGGAGCAGGAGGAGCUCUGGAUCAGUCAGGAGGGAGAGCAGCUUCGAGUGCUGGAGGAGGCCGAUAUCACCAAGUUCCCAUUCAGUCCUGUCCCUGUGAAGAGUGAAGAAGAUGAAGAGAAACCUCAGUCCUCACAGCUUCAUCAAAGCCAAACUGAACAGAUGGAAACAGGAGCUGAUGGAGAGGACUGUGGAGGACCAGGACCAGCCAGGAACUCUGAUCCAGAUACACAUUUACAACCUGACACUGAUGUCAAGAUUGAAGACUCUUCUGAGACUGAUGACAGUGAUGAUGAUUGGAAGGAGACCAGAGAACCUCAGUCAGGUUUAAACUCUCUGGAAAAUAAUGAAAUCCCUGUAAGCGAUGAGAGAUGUAAUACUGUCAAAAAAUCAUUUAGCUGCUCCGAUUGUGAGAAAAGAUUUCGUACCAAGAGAAAACGGAUGGAACACAUGAGAACUCAUACAGGAGAGAAACCAUUUAGCUGCUCUGAGUGUGAUAAAAGAUUUAGGAUCAAGGAACAACUGCAGAGACAUAUGAGAACGCAUACAGGAGAGAAACCAUUUAGCUGCUCCGAGUGUGGUCAUGGAUUUUCACGAAAGGACAAUAUGACUCAACACAUGGCGGUCCACACAGGGGAGAAGCGAUACAGCUGCAGUGUUUGUGACAAAAAAUUCACUUGGUAUAAAGACGUCAAAACCCACAAGUGUGUCGGUUGUCAGUCCUCGCAGCUUCAUCAAAACCAAACUGAGGAGAACAGAGAGGCAGAGCCUCCAGCCAGCAGCUCAGCUGGACAGAUGGAAACAGGAGCUGAUGGAGAGGACUGUGGAGGACCAGGACCAGCCAGGAACUCUGAUCCAGAUACACAUUUACAACCUGAGACUGAUGACGAGACUGAAGACUCUUCUGAACCUGAAGACAGUGAUGAUGGUUGGAAGGAGACCGGAGAACCUCAGUCAAAAUUAAACUCUUUGAAAAAUAAUGAAUGUAAUUCUCGUGAGACACUCUUUCGCUGCUGUGUGUGUGGGGAAACGGUACAUUUUAGGAAAAAUUUGAGGAUCCACAUGAGAAUUCACACAGGAGAGAAACCAUACACUUGCUCAGUUUGCGGUCAAGGAUUUGGCCAUAACACACAUCUGAAGAACCACAUGACACGCCACACAGGGGAAAAACCUUACAGCUGUUCACAGUGUAAUAGACGUUUUUCACGGUGUGGAUCGUUACAGUUACACAUAAGAACCCACACAGGGGAGAAACCAUUCAGCUGCAGCGUUUGUGACAAAGGAUUCACUAGACGUUACCUGCUCACAGGACACAAGUGUGUUGGUCGUCAGUCCUCACAGAUUCAACAGAACCAAACUGAGGAAGAGAGAAAACCAUUUCGCUGCUCUGAGUGUGGUCAAAGAUUUGGCCGCAAGACAUCUCUGAAGAUACACAUGAGGAUUCACACAGGAGAGAAACCGUUCAACUGCAGGGGUUGUGACAAAGGAUUCACUCAGCUUUGUCAGCUCAAAAACCAUCAGUGUGUUGGUCGGUCCUCACAGCUUCAUCAAAACCAAACUGAACAGAUGGAAACAGGAGCUGAUGGAGAGGACUGUGGAGGACCAGGACCAGCCAGGAAAUCAGAUCCAGAUAGUCUUAAGCCACGUAGACUGAUCAUUGCCUGA
This is a messenger RNA of Siniperca chuatsi (mandarin fish), 3663 nucleotides long. RefSeq names its product zinc finger protein 569-like. The transcript is spliced from 5 exons. The coding region runs from base 151 to 3663 and encodes 1170 amino acids. Lineage: Eukaryota; Metazoa; Chordata; Actinopteri; Centrarchiformes; Sinipercidae. The record is from RefSeq and is a predicted model, not a curated record.